CGGUGGAGAAGGAGAGUUGAAAGUUCGCAGCUGGGCGGCCGUGCUAGAGAAAAUCUCGACACCUCAGAGAGAAAGAUGGAUGAAAAUCAAGAUUUCGCUGCUGAGUUACAAGACAGCAAGGCCGCGUACGUGCUAAGUAAUGUCGCUGAAGUGGUGGAACGGAUUCUGACCUUCUUACCGACCAAAUCUCUGCUCCGGAUCGCAAGUGUGUGCAGGCUGUGGAGAAACUGUGCCCGCAGGGUGCUGAGGACCCAGCAGCAUCUCACCUGGGUGUCCGCCCUGGGACCGUCUGACACUGAGGUGCAUGCCCUCUGCAGCAUCCUGGCUCAGGAGGUGGAGAACGUAUUUCUCCUGCCUAAAACCGUCUUAGCGAUGGUAGACUGUGAGGCUUUUACUGGACAAGCUUAUUGCUACAGACAGAGUAAAGCAAAAAAGAGUCGCAACAGUCCAGACACAGUCGAAGAACUAAACCUGCUCUUCCCCAAAGGCUGUGACAUUAUGGGCAUUGCUACACCAGGAAUAGUCUUGACUCCCACUGGCCCUGGCUCCAAUCCUCCUCAGGAGCACCAGGAAGGGGAGGCGGGCUUUGCGAUCAUGUUGCCCAGCAUGGAGGGUGUGCACAUCAAGCCCUUUCACUUCUGUAAGAAGUCCAUCUCUCCAAGUGCCCUGAAAGAAGCAGGACUAAUUGAGAAUCCAGAUCUGCGUGUGGUACUGUUGUUUGUCUAUGAGGCAUAUAAACCUGGAGGAGCACGUUUCCUCAGCCAGCUGCUGGAGCAGCUGUCCAAGAGCAAAGCUCUCAUCGCUGGAGGUCUGGUGGAAAGUGUCUUCUCUCCUCUCAGACAAUGCUGUAGCCAGGGUGCGCACGGUGUGGUGGGUCUGGCGCUGAGUGGUCCUAAGGUGCAGGGGGCAUCUGUCCUCUUGGACCAGGAUAUCAGCAAUCCAAAGGAGGCUGAAGCCACAAUCCGACGGUUAAAGGCGGCCAAAAUUCCAGAGAGGAACACCCUGGGGUUCAUGUUCGCCUGCGUGGGGAGAGGCCAGAGCUACUACAACAACCAGAACAACGUAGAGGCCGACGCCUUUCGCAAGGUGUUCCCCAACACCCCGCUCUUCGGCUUGUUUGGCAACGGAGAGAUUGGCUGUGACCGAAUCAUCAAAGACGACUACACGCUGUGCGACACUGAAACGGACAGUCUGCAGCACGAGUACACUACAGUCAUGACCCUGGUCCAUCUAGGCUGACUGGUCCACCUGUAGAAACCGUGGAGAAACAGGAAAAGAGAUGACUCCUGUUUGCAACCGCAUUGGGGAACAACAAACAUUCUGUACAAAAUGUUAGUCACAUUACAGAUCAGAAUAUCUCUGUCAGCGUGUCUGCUCAUAAAGCAAAGGAAAUUAACCCUUCGGCCAUCAAUGUAUUGGCAUCGUUUGGUAAAUGAUGUCCCCUGUGUGUGAACACGGCUUUAUAUUAAUAUUGAGUGAGUCUCACAAAUAGGACCCCAAGAAAGACAAACUGAUCAUCUAUGUUUAAAUUCAGCUGUGAUUCUGUACUCAUGUAAAAUAUAUGUGUAUAUUUUUUCUCAAAUUCGGCACCCACUGAUGGCAUAUCUUUCUCUCCCUCGGAUAUGAACCUCAUGGUUUAUUGGCUUUCCAAGUGAGUAAAUGAUACACACUUGAGUAUCCCAAGCUAUUAUUAUAGUUGUUGAUUCAGCAAAGGCACUUUUUUAUUCAUGUGAGUAUGAAGAGUGUUUCUUCUUUCACAGAAUCAAGGUAAUCUUGAUUUGAAUGCUCUUUCUCCUCCUUAAGGUUUUACUCUUAAGGUUUUUACACUUGUCUUACCAAGAAUAAGGAAAACUUGUUAGCCUAAAAAUGAAUACUCUUAGGCAAAGAUUUCUAUCUACCCUGGUUCAGUAGGGCACAGGGAAUUCACUGUGACUUUUUUUUUAUCCACAUGUCAAGUCAUAUCUCCCACCAUCUACUUCCUGUUGGCUGUGAGGCUUAUUGGUCACUGACACAGUGCUGGUGCCUGAUCUAGAACCGGUUCCACAAAUGUAUACUGAAAAAUCCGGUUUGGGUCGGAACUGCUCCCCUAGCAGUACGAGUAGCUGCGGGAGGAGCUACAGCUGGGAAUUCUGAGCGGUGAAUGCAAAAUAUAAUUACUUAGUAAAGUAAAUGUAUGAAAAGUAAGCAAAGCAAAGUAUCCUGUUGGCUGUGAUUUCUUUCCAAUGGAAAUGACUCAAACUUCCAUUAUGUAACUUCCUCUUUCCUUUUUUGAGAUUUGUUGGCAGCAAACCCACAACAGAGUGGUGCAUUACUGCCACCAGCUGGUAUGAAGUGUGGACUACAUAACAUUCUGUUGUCAGACCUAUCAAAAUGUGGAUGGACUGGUUUGCAAAAUGAUUCGCUUCUGAACUGGCUCCAUCUUCCCAGUCUGCAGCUCGACAGAAAAAUUCAACAGGGAAUAAGAACAUUUAUUCACUGUGUGAGUGACACCGACCGUCAGAAACUCUCAGUUUCACCUCAAACUAGUCACAGCUCUUCUUCUAUUUCAUAAGGAGACAGUUGAAGGAGGUUGGAAAUUGAAGAACUGUUUAAGGUCAUUGGAGAUUAAGUAAUUAGUGUCUUGCUUUGCUGAAGUCAAAAGGUAACGAUUUUUUCUUUAAUAGUGAUAUUAAGGGGUGAGACAUCCUUUCAUCCAAUAAAAUACUUGUCGCAGUUCAA
This is a messenger RNA of Pleuronectes platessa (European plaice), 2718 nucleotides long. It is a transcript of the gene fbxo22, whose product is annotated as F-box protein 22. NCBI's taxonomy places the organism in Eukaryota, Metazoa, Chordata, Actinopteri, Pleuronectiformes, Pleuronectidae. The coding region runs from base 76 to 1239 and encodes 387 amino acids. Gene Ontology annotation, molecular function: protein binding. Gene Ontology annotation, biological process: positive regulation of proteasomal ubiquitin-dependent protein catabolic process; protein polyubiquitination; regulation of skeletal muscle fiber development. The record is from RefSeq and is a predicted model, not a curated record. The transcript has 7 exons.